This is a messenger RNA of Penicillium cataractarum, 621 nucleotides long. Its product is annotated as H/ACA ribonucleoprotein complex subunit GAR1/NAF1. Gene Ontology annotation, biological process: snoRNA guided rRNA pseudouridine synthesis; ribosome biogenesis. Gene Ontology annotation, molecular function: box H/ACA snoRNA binding. Gene Ontology annotation, cellular component: box H/ACA snoRNP complex. The coding region runs from base 1 to 621 and encodes 206 amino acids. Lineage: Eukaryota; Fungi; Ascomycota; Eurotiomycetes; Eurotiales; Aspergillaceae. The transcript is spliced from 5 exons. The record is from RefSeq and is a predicted model, not a curated record.
AUGUCUUUCCGUGGGCGUGGAUCCGCUACCGGUGCGAACCGGGGCGGCUUUGGUAACCGUGGUGGCCGCGGAGGUUUCCAGCAGUCCUUCGGCCCCCCCGCGCAGGUUCUCGAGAUGGGAACUGUCAUGCACGCUUGCGAGGGUGAGAUGGUUUGCGAGUCGAUCAACCCCAAGAUCCCCUACUUCAACGCCCCGAUCUACCUCGAGAACAAGACUCCCAUUGGCAAGGUCGACGAGGUUCUCGGCCCCAUCAACCAGGUGUACUUCACCAUCAAGCCCCAGGAGGGCAUUGUCGCUUCCUCGUUCAAGCCCGGUGACAAGGUCUUCAUCGGCGGCGACAAGCUGCUCCCUCUUGAGAAGUUCCUUCCCAAGCCCAAGCCCCCACCAGGUGCUGCUAAGCCCAAGCGUGCUGGUGGUGCCCGCGGUGGUCGCGGCGGUGCUCCCCGUGGCCGUGGUGGAUUCGGUGCUCGCGGUGGUGCUCCUCGCGGUCGUGGUGGAUUCGGUGGCCGCGGUGGUGGCUUCUCUCGUGGCGGCGGUGGCAGCUUCGGUGGUCGCGGCGGUGGCUUCUCUCGUGGUGGUAGUCGCGGCGGCUCCCGCGGUGGCUUCCGUGGUCGUGGUUAA